Zymoseptoria tritici IPO323 is the source of this 1539-nucleotide messenger RNA. RefSeq lists its product as uncharacterized. The record is from RefSeq and is a predicted model, not a curated record. Bases 1 to 1539 code for a protein of 512 amino acids. Gene Ontology annotation, molecular function: transmembrane transporter activity. NCBI's taxonomy places the organism in Eukaryota, Fungi, Ascomycota, Dothideomycetes, Mycosphaerellales, Mycosphaerellaceae. Gene Ontology annotation, cellular component: membrane. The transcript has 4 exons. Gene Ontology annotation, biological process: transmembrane transport.
AUGGGUGCUCAUACCGCUCACAUCGUUGUCGAGUCCAGCUCAGGAAAUGUUACUCCUACUCGAGAGAAGGCUGGCAUCUACCAGACAGAGGAGCAGAAAACCCCCGACAACACCCUCGUCGAGAGAGGUAUCGACAGACUCCAAGCCGCCAUCGAUCCAGUCGCGGAGAAGGCUCUUGUUUGGAAGAUUGACAAGCAUGUCAUCCCUAUGGUGAUGGGCCUCUACUUGAUGAGCUUCAUCGAUCGAGUCAAUAUUGGGAACGCUCGCUUGUAUGGCCUGGAAAAGGAGCUCGGCAUGGAGGGCAGCAUGUUCCAAAUUGCUGUUUCCAUCCUGUUCGUCACAUAUGUCUUGGGCGAGCUUCCAAGUAACUGGAUCAUGAAGCACUACGUUCGUCCAUCUCGCUGGAUACCAAGCAUCACGAUUGCAUGGGGAUUUGUCGCCACCUUCAGCGGACUCGUCCACUCGUACGCGGGCUUGAUCGUCUGUCGACUGCUUCUUGGUAUCACCGAGGCGGGUCUCUUCCCAGGAAUGGUCGUCUACUUGACUUUCUUCUACACCAAACAGGAGCUCGCUCUCCGCACUGCAUUUCUCUUCGUCUCUGCUGCUAUUGCCGGAUCCGUUGGAGGUCUCCUAGCGUACGGUAUCGGCCACAUGGAUGGAGUGGGUGGUUACAGCGGCUGGCGCUGGAUAUACAUCCUCGAAGGCAUCCCGACUAUUGCCGUCGGCGUCACCGCUUGGUUCGUCCUCGCGGACGAGCCCGAUACUGCCUACUAUCUCAACGAAGAUGAGCGCAACCUCGUCCGCGCUCGCCGUGCAGCCCAAAUGGGAGUGAUGGAGACCUUCCAGUGGGAGGAUGCUCGGAAAGCUCUGAAGGACUGGAAGACAUACGCCUUCGCCGUGGCUCAGUUCUGCAACGCUUGCAUGCUUUACACCUACUCGACCUUCUUGCCCACCAUUAUCCAACAGAUCAUGCCAGAAGCCGGUCGCGCCACUACCCAACUGUUGACAAUGCCCUGCUAUGCUACCGGCGCCAUCGUCUACAUCUGUCUCGCUUGGGUUAGCGACUGGAAGCAGAUGCGUGGUCCCAUCGCCGCGGUAAUGGGCUGUGUUAGUGCUGCAGGUUAUGCUACCCUGCUUUCUCGAGGGCCACCCGGUGUGCUAUAUUUCGGCUGCUUUCUCGUUGCCGCGGGCAUCUACAUCACUCUCGGACUGAACAUUGCGUGGUUGAACACCAACAAUCCUCGCUAUGGAAAACGGACCACAGCCUCCGCCACGCAAAUCAUGCUGGGCAACAUUGCCGGUGUGGUCGCUCCCUUCCUCUACCCGACUAAUGAUAAGCCAUACUUCACUCAAGGCCAUGCCGUCAAUCUCUCGUUGGUGGGGCUCGGUGCCAUAACGUUCGCUUCGCUGUCUCUGUAUCUCAAUUGGGAGAAUAAACAGCGCGCUCUUGGGAAGCGCGAUCACUUGAUGGAAGGCAAGACGGAGGAGGAAAUUUUGGCCAUGGGCGAUGAGAAUCCGCGGUACAUGUUCACCACCUAG